Messenger RNA from Lagenorhynchus albirostris (white-beaked dolphin), 1302 nucleotides. It is a transcript of the gene C20H17orf67, whose product is annotated as chromosome 20 C17orf67 homolog. The record is from RefSeq and is a predicted model, not a curated record. The coding region runs from base 572 to 844 and encodes 90 amino acids. Lineage: Eukaryota; Metazoa; Chordata; Mammalia; Artiodactyla; Delphinidae. The transcript is spliced from 4 exons.
UUAUGUUGCUAGAAAGAGGGGAAGCCUGGGCAUGAACCCUGGUCUAUCUGGCUUCAAGGUCAGCUGAAAAAAAAUUUUUCCCCUCAUUAGGCUCCUUGCUAAUUUCCCUGCUAACUUCUGAAAUUACUGGGGAGGUCAAAAUGGAUUGGUGAAUGGGUUUUGGAAAAAUUUCAUAAAAUAUGUAAAUGUGAGAGGUGAUUAAUUCUCAAUGAAACAGUAGGAGCAUGAACUGAAGCUACAGAUAAACACAAACUACUCCAUGAUGUAUAUAUAGACAUAUCUAUUUAAAUGAAAUGGUUGUCAUGUGUUGCUUUGUCAAAUUCAAGCUCCAAAAGUUUGAUGACAGAAGGAUAAUUUCCUUCCUCAGGAUGAAAAUUUAUAGGAAUUCAGAGGAAAAUAUUUUCGUGAUCAUACUGAAAAUUUAGUGUCAGAUGCGUUUAGCAUCAUGCUGUGAGUGCUGUUAGUCAGAGCAUAAACAGCCUUUGGGCCGGAUGUGGCUCUCUUCAAGUAGGCUGGCUCUUUGACCUGGGGGAUUCAUUCUGCAACAGGCGGAGAGAGGGAUCAAGGCAGGAUGAAGAGGUUAUUUGUGCUCGUGCUGUCUCUCACCUUACUGAUUUUCUUCUCAGGGGCCUCCCCGAUUCUGACGGAAAAGGAGGCCAAACAGGUCCUGAGAUCCCGGCGCCAGGACAGGCCGAGCAAACCCGGGUUCCCUGAUGAGCCCAUGAGGGAGUACAUGCACCAUCUGCUCCGCCUGGAACGCCGUGCUGAGGAGCAGUUCCUGGAGCACUGGCUGAACCCCCACUGCAAGCCCCACUGCGACAGGAACAUGGUCCAUCCUGUGUAAGCAGCUCGGGACCAGCCCCCGCAAGCAUUUUGAUAAACAGCGGCGCGGAUACUAUUGAAACAAGAUGAGGCUCCUUUCGUUUCUUUUUCAGCUGUGGAAUGGGCGUCUUCAGGCUUUGUGAGUCGUGGGCACAGCAGAGGUUGCCUUGGGGACUGAUGGCAGAUAUUUGUGCUGCUUCAUUUGACUAACGUGCACAACUCAUUAAAACCAAUCGUUAAACUCCAGGCCCCCCUCCCUGCCCCGCAAUGGCCUUCCUACCACUGUGGCAGGGUGAGCAGAGGGAGAACCUUUCCUGGGGCCGGUGGAGCUGGGGCCUCCAGAACAGGAGAGGGGUUAGCGAGCAAGCCUUGUUCUGCUAAGUGAAGCACACCGCUUGGGGCGGCUGGGGUUUUGGUCAUUGCUUUUUUUUUUUUUUUUUCUCUCCUUUUCUGCUCUAAUAAACACUGGUGUUAAGCCUG